Drosophila innubila is the source of this 6107-nucleotide messenger RNA. It is a transcript of the gene RhoGAPp190, whose product is annotated as rho GTPase-activating protein 190. NCBI's taxonomy places the organism in Eukaryota, Metazoa, Arthropoda, Insecta, Diptera, Drosophilidae. The transcript is spliced from 16 exons. The record is from RefSeq and is a predicted model, not a curated record. Gene Ontology annotation, biological process: signal transduction. Gene Ontology annotation, molecular function: GTP binding; GTPase activity. The coding region runs from base 123 to 4958 and encodes 1611 amino acids.
CAUUGUUGUUUUGCAGAUUGAAGAGCUCUCGGAUGUGGAAUAUAUAAAAAAUAGUUUUUCUUAAUUUAUAUACGGUUUACAAACGCAUUGGAGCUGUGCAAGUGCAAUAAUUGUGCGUCAAGAUGCGUCAAUUCAACAUUUCGGUCAUUGGACUAUCCGGGACCGAAAAGGAUCGCGGCCAAGUUGGAGUUGGCAAAUCAUGUUUGUGCAACAGAUUUAUGCGGCCAAUGGCCGAUGAUUAUUUUAUAGAUCACAUAUCAGUGUUAAGUCAGAGUGAUUUUAGUGGACGGAUUGUGAAUAAUGAUCACUUUCUAUAUUGGGGCGAGGUGCGAAAGACAACGGAUGAGGGUGUUGAAUAUAAUUUCAAUAUCAUUGAACAGACCGAGUUCAUGGACGAUUCCACAUUCCAGGCCUUUAAGGUUGGCAAAAUGGAUCCAUAUUCGAAACGUUGCACCGCCACAAAAGUAUUCUCGGCGGAGAAAUUAAUGUACAUAUGCAAGAAUCAAUUGGGCAUCGAAAAGGAAUACGAACAGAAAGUAAUGCCCGAUGGCAGAUUAAGUAUUGAUGGUUUUGUUGUUGUAUUUGAUGUGAGUCCGGUGCCAAAUCGUAGUGUUGAAAAGCAGGUGGAAUUUGUUCAAAAUGUCAUUGCCAACAUAUUGAAGAAUAAGAAGCCUUUGGUUUUGGUCACCACCAAAAAUGAUGAUGCCUAUGAGCUGUAUGUACGGGAAGCGGAGAAGAUCAGUCAAAGGAAAGAUUAUAAAAGCACUGUUCAAUUAAUUGAGACAUCGGCACAUGAGAGUAUUAACAUUGAUAUGGCGUUCCUCAUGCUCGCCCAGAUGAUUGACAAGGUUAAGAAUCGUGUCAAGAUCAUUUCAUAUCAGGAAUCAGCGAAAUCGCGUAAAGAACUUCUCGAUAUUCGAUCGGAAGCUGUGACGCGUUUAAUUCGUAAUCAAAUCACUGACUAUCACAUAUUGUGGUCACAGGGAUCAAAGAUGCUAUCGCAAUAUCGCGAAUGGAACGAGUUCCUCAACAUAUUCGGACACGAGGCCGGACAGAAGCUAUUCCGUCGUCAUAUGAAAAAACUCCGUGACGAUCAUCUCAACAAGAAACUCCAUCAAUAUUUGGAUAAAUUCGCAUUGGCAUUGGAAUAUCUAUUGCCCGAUAUCAGUGCCCUCAACAUUAGCGAUGAUGAUGCUUGGGAAUGUGCCCGCAAUUAUUUACAAACGCACAUUGAAUUCGAGCAGUAUUUCUUUGAGUGCCCGCAGGCAACUUGGACCGAGCUGUUGGACAUGGAUGAGGCCGAGGAUGAGUCACGGAUUCCCUUUGAUGUCCUUGAGACAAACGAGGCGGAGACUGUCUUCCGCAAUUACUUGAACUCUGUGCAGCAGGACAAAAAGAAAAUCGGAUGGAAACAACAGUUCAAGAUGCUGCUGGAGGAAUCGGGUUUUGUGACGCCCGGCAAACAAUUGUCGGAGGUGCGAGUGUUGUUUAUGGGUAGAGAAUGCUUUGAGGCGUUAUCGGAGCACGAUUGCCAACAGAUUUAUGAUAUACAUCAGGAUGAGAUUAUUGAGAAGAGUAAACAGAAUUUCGUUGAACUAUUGCUGGAGCACGCACAAUAUUUUCUACAGUUCAAGAAUGUGGACAUUAUCACCCAAGAGGAUGUGCGACAAAUUACCGAUGUUAUACAAGAGGAUUCACGCUAUAAAAUGCUCGAUCGUCUCGAUCAGGAGCGACGUGUUAUGCUCGUUCAACAUUUGCGAUUUAUUCAUUGCCCCAUUCGAGAUCAUUGUCCGUUCUUCAACAAUUGUGUGGAUAAUCUGAUUGAGGAGGUACUCUCAGAUAAAUCAGCUGGCAAUCACAAGUCACAUGGUGGUGGACCUGUCGUCGUCGGUGGCGGUUGGAAGACAACUGGCAAUGGCAGUGAUCGUACAUUGAAUCUACUUAUUGUUGGCUCCGAGCAUUUGGCCAGCGAUCUUCUUAAUGAUAUUCGCAUCUGUACGGGCAGCAAGGGCGAGUAUAUCUACGAGAAUCAAACAUAUUAUCUUAAUUAUCGCAUUGCCAAUGGCGACAUGGAGGCUUUCAAGGCAAUCGAUGUCUACUCAAGCGGUCUUAUUUGUGUGUACUCGAAUCAGCAAUCGUUUGAAACGCUCAAGGAUAAUUUGGAAAGAACAUUGCUUUGCAAUCUAGAGCUGGAGGAUAAGUUUGAGAAUUUGCCAAUUGUGCUGGUUUAUCAGCCGCAAGAUUUAAAAGAGAACGAAGUGGAGUAUCUGAGAAGCGAAGGGAUGCGUCUAUCUGAAAUGUUGCAUUGCGAUUUUAUCGAUCAUACGCAAAAUCAUCAGAAAUACGUCUACGAUAUACUCAACAUUGUCAUUUUGUCAUUGAAACUGAGUGAAAUGAAGAGCUAUGAGCCAUAUCCAUCGUCCAAUCACACAGAUCUGCGUAUUCUUGUCUGCAUCUACUGUGGCGAUCAAUAUGAUAUUGAGAACAUUGUCCAACCUCUGAUUGCGGAGUCAACAAUGGUCAAGGCCAAUGAGCAUUGCAUUAUUGUGGAUGUGUUUAUUGGAGAUGCCAAGCGGAGGGUUGAGUUUAUACUCUCAUCGUAUCAUGGCACUAAUCAAUAUCGUGAUGAGCUUAUUCAUGGCUAUAUUUACAUUUAUUCGGCCAAAAGACGCUCCUCUCUGGCGAAUCUCAACAUUUUGGCCGCUCAAAAUGCCAACAUUCCAUUGCAAAUAGUCGCUGUGACGGAGAGCGGCGGUGUCAAUGCAUUUUUUAAUAAUGAGAUUUGCCAAUUUCUCAUUACCGAGGGCAACGCUUUGGCAGAUCGUUUCAAGGGUAGCUUCAUGACCUUCUCGGCCGAUCAAUAUGUCAAGUUCGCUUUUUAUAAUCCAUUCCUGAAGACCGCCUGGGACAACAAGUACGAGGUGGAGAAUCUGCAUGUGGAGGAGUCAAUUACUUUAGAUUCGGGCGAGGGUACACUUGAGAAUUCGGUUAAUCAAAUGCCACGCCCACCGCCCAGACACGAGAGCUAUAUGCUGUCCAAUACGCUCGGCACCGAUGGUUCCGGCAGUGAGAAUUAUGAAAUGCUUCCUACACGAUCUCUCAACUCAUUAAAUGAAGAAAGAGAUAUAUCUUUAGAUGAAAUCUAUGAUGACAACAACGAAAAACCCAAACACCUGCAUCAAAGAUUCCAGAUAUUCCCUCCUCCAACAACUCCUCCAGAGCCAGCCCCUCCAGAUCAUCAGCUCAUUACAUGCACAUAUAAGAGUCAAUUCGUUUCGGCUUCAGAAUCAAGUUUGGAAGAAAUAACAUCGGAUGUCAGCGGGUCUAAGGAUUCAUUGGCCACCCAUGAUGCAGAAUGGCUGGAGGAUAAGAAUGAUCCGAGACGGAAUAUGAACAAGAAUUCGAUUUGGAAUAAUUUUAGUGGAUCGACGCAUGCGUAUACAACCGGAAGGCGGCAUAUUGAUUCCAAUUUGAAUAAGAUACGUCCAAAGGGGCCAAGCCAAACGCUGAAGGUGGGUGAAGCGCCCAGUCGAAACAACUGUGCCAUGAGCUCCUCAACAUUCACGCUGCCCACACAGCAACCAGGCAAAUUGAACAUGAAGAACUUUCAGUUGGUCAGCGAUGCCGUUGCCAAGAUGAAUUUUAGCAGCAGUGGAAGCGGUAGCAUGGCCGAAUCAUAUUUGGCCGGAUGUGAUGGUGGAGGUGAGAAGGAUGCCAAGCGAUAUGAUCAUGCUCAGCUUGAUGGCGAGGAUGAGGAUUCCGAGGAAUUGGCCGAAUAUGAGCAAAUUUAUGAAAAUGAAGACUGCACCGAGUCGGAUAGCUGUGCCAGCUCAACGGAGCGUCGUGUCCGUCAACAGAAUGCGUAUUACAAGGCCAACAAGAAGGCGGCCACCACCAAGAAGAACAAAAAGAAGAAGGUCGCCAUUCCAGUGCAAACGCCACGUGUUCCGCCAUUUGGCGCCUACGUCAGUCCGCCAGAGAUACCGUCACACUAUCAACGCAUGGCCGCCGUUGCAGCUGCAGGUGAGAAAAAAAAAGCCGAGGCUGGCGUUAUUCCCGAUUUUAUGAAGAGCGACAAGUCGCCCGAGUAUUCGAUGGUGCCAGAAUUGACGGCAGCUGGAAUUUUCGGUGCCGAAAAUUUGCCGGAAUUCAAUAUGAAUGCCAAAUGCUUAAAGGAUUUUGAGAAAUUGGAGAAGCGUCGCAUCAAAGAGGAGACGGCACGUCUGCGCAAACUGCAGGAGAAGGAAAAGGAGCAGGAGAAGAAGCUCAAGCGAAAGCUCAAACAGAACGCCAAGGGUUUAACCGAAACAACAGAGGCGCAAUUUGGCAAACUUAUGAUCACAUCGGACAAGGAUGAAAUUCCCAUAUUCCUUAUCAAAUGCGUUGAGUUCAUUGAGAAGGAAGGACUCGAUUCGGAGGGAAUCUAUCGUGUGCCAGGAAGUAGAGCACACGUCGAUAUGCUCUUUCAACGCUUUGAGGAGGAUACCAAUACAAUUAUUGAUGUCCUGGAUAUUCCGGUGAAUGCGGUCGCCACAGCGCUCAAGGAUUUCUUUUCGAAACGUUUGCCGCCGCUUUUCAGCAAGGAUAUCAUCAAGGAACUAGAAGAAAUAGCCGGUUCACGUGGCGUCGGCUCUUCAAAACUGAACGUGGAGGUGAAAACCGAUCGUAGCUGCCGUUUGAUAGCUUUAAAAUCAUUGCUACAGAAACUACCACCCAUCAAUUUUGCCAUACUCAAAUACAUAUUCCAGCACUUUGUGCACGUCUCGGAUAACUCCAAGUUGAAUAGCAUGGAUAGCAAGAAUUUGGCCAUUUGCUGGUGGCCCACAUUGAUACCCAUUGAUUUUACCGACAUGGGGCAUUUUGAGCAGCUGCGUCCGUAUUUGGAGGAUAUUGUCCAGACGAUGAUCGAUCAAUUCCCGUAUCUAUUUUGCGGCAAAGAUGCUUUUGUUAUGGUCUAGGCUUAGUUUAGAUAGAUAGAGAGAGAGAGAGGCGGCAACAAGAGACGAACAAGUUAGAAAAAGAUAGAAGGUAAAGAAGAUGAAGAAGAAGAAGAAGAAUGAACCCAUCGAUCGAUUUAAAGAUCAUUAAAAAAUGUACUCGAAAACCAGGCAGCAAAAAGGUCUCGUAAAUUGUCGUCGUCAUUUUUUGUAAAACGCAACAGUAUGAGAAUGCAUAUAUUAUAUACAUAUGUAUGUGUGUAUGCGUGUGUAUGAGUAUUUGAGGGUGUGUGUGUGUGUGAGAGAGUUUAUAUUGUAAAGUAUUUGAUAUUGCAAGAAGAAAGUAUAAAACCAAUUAGUUAAGUAGGGUAUAUUUAUUUUUUUAUAUGUGUGUAUGUAUAUCUAUAUAUACAUGUAUUUAUACACAUUUUAAUCUAAAUAUAUAUAUAUAUGGAUAUACAUAUUUUUGUAUUUUGUAUUAAUGGCUUUGUUGUGUUUCCGUGAUAUAUGUAAACGCAUAGUGUUUUGCGCCCCUCAUCCUGCCUUGCCCCGCCCCGCCCCGUCCCUCACAACGCCUAGCGCCUGAACCGCUCCUGAGGCACCGCAUUCUGCUCACGUGACGUGCGUGCACUGGUGGGGGGGAGGAGAGCGCAAAAGUUAAACAAAUUUAUUAAUUGUGUAUUGUAUGUUAAAAUGUAUUUUUUAAAAAGUAAUAAUGAUAAAUUAAAGGAUUACGAAAGAAUACACAUAUAUAUAUAUAUUAUAUGCUAUGUAUGUCUAAUUAGAGGAAGAAGCAAACACAACUGCAAAGUAAACAAAACGAAAGAAAAACAAAAACAAUUCCAGCUACUAUAUGUGAAUCUCUCUUUGUGUAUGUAUGCGUGCGUGCGGCGGUGUGUGUGUGUGUGUAUGCUUGUUCUUUUAUGUGUAUUUAUAUGUAUUUGUAUAAGAAACAGAAUUGUGUCUAAAAGAUGAAAUGUAUUAAGUAUUAGUGCUAAUGAUGAUAACGGUACUCCCUCCCUCCAUUCCAAAACAAACUCCCCCUCCCCACUGCGCUCCCCACAAAAGCAAGCAAAAAAAAAAAACUCACUCUCUUUGUCUCUUAGCUCUCAGCUAUUAUAAAUGUGUGCUCUACUCCAUGGUGUCAAAAUAUACAAGGUGACAUAUUCC